AUGCCCUGCUGCGAACGAUUGGAACGACAUCCCUGUCUCUCUCCAGUCAAGACCAUGAAAGACAUCGCGAACUACUCCUCACGAGACUGGCGCGAGAUCUCCCUCGCUAUUACUUCUGCUACUCGUGCUCUCAUCUGCAUCCGUGGGAAAAAGUUGGUCCUCCAGGUCCAGCUUUCCAGCCGCGGACACGCUUGCGUUGCCGGGAUAGAGAUGCUGGGCCAAGCCUCUGGCGGUCUAGCCAUGAAAAGACACUAUUAUGGGCCCGGACAUGGGCCCUCGACGGAGUCGUUGUCCUUUACUGAAGUGCAAGCAUCCGAUGAGGCCACGACACUGCUGUCAGUCGAAGCGCGGAUCUGCCCAGCGCCAGCCAGUUUAUGUCUGCGAAUCCAGCAGUGGGUAGUGAUGAGCUCCGUCAAGGCCGAUACGAUACUUUCCAAAACACCGUCGACUCUGAUAUGUGGUCACAUUGGAUCUGGUCAUACUGUGGUAUCUCGAAUCGUUGAGUCCCGAUCACCCGAGAUCUUCAAAUGUCGCUACUGCAACAUCGACUACCAACUCGAAAUUAAGGAGUAUCCUGAUGACAGAUCGGCCUUGGUUAUUACCAAAUGGCUGGAUCUAGGAUCAGGGUUGACGCCGAAUGAUCCACGGUGGAGAGUCCAUAUUGGAAUGGGCAGACACGCAGAACUCGGUGCUUCCAGUGAGGCUGGCGAUGUUCGUCGGCGGUUUGAAAACGGGCAGGGGUUAUCACAGGAUGCUCUCUCUUGCCAGAAUGAGUCCUACGUGAUGACGCCAAACGACCGGAGCGGAAUUUUAGAUUGUUGGGGGAAGGACAUUUGGAUUCAACAGGCUGGAAAACGUCUGACUCAAAGCUCUGACGAGCCAUAUACAACAUUACUACGGAAGAUGUGCAAGGUCAUCUUGUUUUUGUUUCUUUGCUUCGCAUAUCCGAAACUGAUACUGUGGUGGGUAGUGUUGCUCAGCAGGUUGUAG
Rasamsonia emersonii CBS 393.64 is the source of this 990-nucleotide messenger RNA. RefSeq names its product F-box domain-containing protein. The transcript has 2 exons. NCBI's taxonomy places the organism in Eukaryota, Fungi, Ascomycota, Eurotiomycetes, Eurotiales, Trichocomaceae. The record is from RefSeq and is a predicted model, not a curated record. The coding region runs from base 1 to 990 and encodes 329 amino acids.